Durusdinium trenchii is the source of this 1340-nucleotide messenger RNA. NCBI's taxonomy places the organism in Eukaryota, Dinophyceae, Suessiales, Symbiodiniaceae. The record is from the annotation of a GenBank genome assembly.
GUGGUGGCCGCCUCGCAUGAGGAUGACGACAUUCCCAACUGCGAGUUUGACUUGCCACCAUCCUCACAGCCUUACUUCAUUGUGCCAUCCGCAGCUAAAGGAGAGCUUGGCUCUUUCCGGAUCAUCAUCAAUGCCACUGAGGCGGUCGAGGUGGCGAGGAUCCCGGCCAAUUUCCGAGAGCCGCGGCAGUCGCACCAGAGCUUCAAGCUGAAAUGGCUGCAGGAGAGGCCUUACAAUAUCUUCAUGGGGGGUGGUCGCUCGAAACAAAAAGCACCGAUGCUCUCGUGGUAUCGGAACCCGCAGUUCCGGGUCUCGAUGAAGCCGCAGGAGGCUCCACUUGAGCAGAUCCCCCCGUCGUUGCGGGGGCGGACGCCCCCACCGAGGCUGUCGCGGCCCGAGACCCAAGAGCUCACCCUGCGGCCGAACACGGCGCCGGUGACGCCCACGUCGCUGGACCGGUUCCAGAAGGUCGACAAGGCACGGCUGAGAUCUGUCUUCGACAGCUGCGACACCCAGAGCAAUGGCUUGGUGAACAAGCGGGAGCUCAUUAAGGCCAUCCGCCGGGACGCGAAGCUCGCAGAGUUCUUCGGGCUGCCUAUGGAGAUCCGACAGGAGGACGGCUCGCGGGACGAAAUGGAGAAGCUCUUCCAGGCCAUGGACAGCGACUCCGAUCGCGAGAUCAGCUGGGAGGAGUUCGUGCAGUUCCACACCAGCGUCCAGAAGUCCAAGGAGGAUGCGGUGCAGGAAUUGGAGACACCUCCACCCUUGCUGGUCGUGAUCCUCACCCCGCACGUGCGUCCCAAGGCCGGUCCAGCUGCUAUUCACAUCAUCCGCAACACCGACAAUGGCGAGGAGGAUGGCUUGGUCACUGAGAACCCCACUUUCCAUGAGGUCUUAGCCUCAAGCGCUCAUGGCCGGGAGUACUCCACUGCCAGCGAGGUGGGAGCGGUCUUGAAGCUUCCAGAGGAUGGGAAAGACCUGGUGGUGGUGCCGAGCCUGAAAUCUACGGGGCACCAGGGGCGCUUUACGAUCUCCUUCAUGUCCACGCGGGAGCUACAGGUGGAACGCAUCCAAUGAGUUUCACCCUCGCCAAACGGCGAACCAAACGCUCGUUGUUUCGCUCCAUGGUAGGUCCGAGGUGCAUUCCUCGUGAACAUCGAUGACGACCUCUAGAGGUAGAGCCUCACCAUUGAGCCUCUCUAGAGCCUCUAGAUCUCCAAAUCUUCAACCAUGGAGGCAAAGUUUCACUUCGUUCGUUGGACACUGGUUGUCCUGUGUUUUGGUGCAGUCAUGCGCCUGUAGGACAUUGCUCCAGCCUCAGCUCAAUGUGGGCUUUUGCC